This is a messenger RNA of Bactrocera dorsalis (oriental fruit fly), 1243 nucleotides long. RefSeq names its product carbonic anhydrase 2 (gene CAH6). The record is from RefSeq and is a predicted model, not a curated record. The transcript has 7 exons. Gene Ontology annotation, molecular function: zinc ion binding; carbonate dehydratase activity. Bases 216 to 1085 code for a protein of 289 amino acids. NCBI's taxonomy places the organism in Eukaryota, Metazoa, Arthropoda, Insecta, Diptera, Tephritidae. Gene Ontology annotation, cellular component: cytoplasm.
UUGCAGUCGCCAGAGCAGUGCUUUAGUUAAUCGCACCAAUAACUGAUCUGCAACGCUCGCUGGCAUGAUCGCAUUUUAACUGUAUUUAGUUUAGUUUCGUCGAUGUCAACGCGGUCACAGCGCUAUUGAGAUUCUUAAGCGAAAUUAAUAUUUAAGUGAAAUUCUGAAAAUUUGAAAGCAUACAGUUAAUUUUUUAAAAAUAUUUUCGCGUUAAAAUGGUGCUGAGAAAACCGUUGUUGCUGUUCCUGCAGCUUUUGGCCGCCCGCCAAAUAGCGGAUCAGAGUGCGCCACAGUGGGAUUACCGUGAUACAAAUAGAUGGAUCGCAGAUUAUCCAACUUGUGGUGGAUCGCAACAGUCGCCGAUCAAUUUGGAUCAUUAUACGUCUAUCGGAUCGCUUAAGCCGGCUUUGAAGUUCAGAAACUAUGCGCAGCCGUUCGCUGGCCGACUCACGCUCGUCAAUAACGGUCAUACAGCUGAUAUAGUACUGCCGGAGACUGUACGUGGACCGCGGCCAACUAUCACAGGCGGCCUGUUGGAUGGCGUUUACGAAGCGCAGUCGGUGCAUUUUCAUUGGGGUGCGCCAGGUGGUGCUAGGGGUUCGGAGCACACCGUCAACGGUUACCGUUACGAUGUGGAAAUCCACAUUGUGCAUAAAAAUAUGAAAUAUGGCAACGCACAGGAAGCAAUGCAACAUCCAGACGGUUUGGCUGUGUUGGCCGUUAUGAUUAAUAUUGUGGACAUUCCGCAAACUUAUUACCCGGGCCUGAAUAUAGUUUUCAAUUCAUUACCCAGAGUGCGGGCGGCCAAUACAAAUACGACUAUUAUUAAUCAACUAAGCUUGAAUCACUUUUUGGGCGAUGUGGAUACCAGAAACUUUUUCGCCUACAGAGGCUCACUGACCACACCGCCCUGUUCGGAAGCGGUUACUUGGCACGUUUUCCCCAGGCCGCUUUUGAUAUCACGUGAAAUGAUCCAAAGAUUCUUCGAAUUGAGACAGACCAAUGGUGCACCGUUAUGGAACAACUAUCGGCCAUUGCAAGCAUUGAAUAGACGCCAGGUUUAUCGGCGUAAAGGCGGUAUUUAGCGUGCUUUACUGAACUGACCACUACAAUGGCAUCCAUUGUUAAAGACUAAAGCCGAAUCUAAUUUAUUUAAUUUAGUUUUAAUUAUUUAGUUUUGAAACCGAUUUUUAUUGUAAUAAAUAUACUUAUGUAAGUGCACAUAUAUUUUACCUCACAAAAA